AUGUAUGGAAAAAAGCCUCCGAAAAAAACAAUCAGUCAGAAAGACCCUCCCACAGCAUCUUUUAGAUCAACAGGAAGAACAAAAACAACAAAAAAACAAACCACAAAAAACCAACCAACCAAAGCAAAUCAAGACAAUGACAAACCAGACGUCAGGAGGUCAGAACGUCCGAAAGUAUCGAAUAAAAAAUUGCAACAAAAAAUAAACGAUUCAGAGGAUUUAGGAGAUGAUGACAGUGAUGUGUCCGAUCGCCCUUGGAAUUACUCUUCGGGUUCUGAAGCCGAUGAUUCUGACAAUGAGGCCCCCACACUACAGCAGUGGUCGAAGCUGGUCGUCGAUCACCCCGUGGAAGAUUUCAAGCUACGUAGAGGACCACGCCAUGAUUUACCCGUGGAUGCUACUGAAUACGACUAUCUAGAGCUCUUUCUUGAUGUAAAUUUUUAUGAGGGCAUAGCACGAGAAACAAACAGAUAUGCUGAACAUUCACAGCGAGUAAAAGAUAGAGUCGAUUCCAGAUGGAUACCAGUGACAGCACCAGAGAUGAGGGCCUACUUCGGGAUUCUGAUUUAUAUGGGUAUCAUCAAGGCACCCACUCCCGGUCAAGACCUCUCAGUGGAUGAGGCGAUGAUCGCGUUCAAUGGCAGGUUGUUAAUCAAACAGUACAUGCCCGCAAAACCAACUAAGUGGGGAAUAAAAGUGUGGACAAUUGCAGACCCGAAGAGUGGUUAUAUGCUUGGGAUGAAGAUUUAUCUAGGGAAGAAAGAGCCGACCCAGGACAAGAGCCUACUUCUAGGGGAACAGGUGGUAUUAAACAUGACUGAGCCUUUUUCUGGAAAGUUCCAUCAUGUUUUCUUCGACAAUUUCUUUUCUUCUGUUCGUCUUGUGGAGCUUCUGAUGUUGCGCAAAUUGUACAGUUGUGGUACAAUUCGAGCAAAUAGGAAAGAGUAG
This is a messenger RNA of Diachasma alloeum, 948 nucleotides long. RefSeq lists its product as uncharacterized. Lineage: Eukaryota; Metazoa; Arthropoda; Insecta; Hymenoptera; Braconidae. The record is from RefSeq and is a predicted model, not a curated record. The coding region runs from base 1 to 948 and encodes 315 amino acids. The transcript has 2 exons.